Messenger RNA from Mucor mucedo, 1606 nucleotides. RefSeq names its product Septin-domain-containing protein. The record is from RefSeq and is a predicted model, not a curated record. Gene Ontology annotation, molecular function: GTPase activity; molecular adaptor activity; GTP binding. Gene Ontology annotation, biological process: cytoskeleton-dependent cytokinesis. Lineage: Eukaryota; Fungi; Mucoromycota; Mucoromycetes; Mucorales; Mucoraceae. Gene Ontology annotation, cellular component: septin ring; cytosol; microtubule cytoskeleton. Bases 149 to 1333 code for a protein of 394 amino acids. The transcript has 2 exons.
UCCCCGAAAGGUAGAUGAGAAAGUUUAAACGAGAUAUUUGUUACUUCAGUAAACAAGUCGAAAACAUAAUGUAAUAUAAAUUGACGGUCUACCCAUUGUAACUUAUUCUAUUGCAAACGAAAUACUUUUUUUUCUUUUACUAUUACAUAUGUUAUAUAACGCUUACUCUCAAAAGAUAUCUGGAAACUCAAGAUCGAGAAAAGAUCCAGUGUCUUACUUAAACAUAAUGGUUGUUGGAUCAGCGGGAUCUGGAAAAACUGCGUUUAUUCGAACUUUCUGUGAAACGUUGACGCAUGAUGUUAUUCAAGGGUCCUAUAGAGAAUCAAAAUCAAUGGUGCUUAAUGAUCCAUUGCAACCCACCACAGAAUUAUACACUGUUUCAAUGCAUAUCCAAGAGCAAGGACAGAGAACUGCUUUAACUCUUAUAGAUACACCGGGUUUUACCACAGGUGUCGCCGUUGACCACCAAUUAAGAUAUAUUGCAAAAUACAUUGAUUACCAAUUUGAACGUACCCUUGCCGAGGAAUCAAAAGUGAAAAGAGAUGCUAAGGCUUUAGACACCCAUAUCCACUCAUGUCUUUACUUUAUUGAUAUUCAAAGUAUCAAUGGGCUUAGCGAAGCCGACCGUUACAUUUUGCAGAAUUUAAGUACUCGAGUCAAUAUUGUGCCGGUUAUUGGCAAGUCGGACACGUUAACUGUGGCGCAGUGUAAUCAACUUAAAACUGUGUUCAGAAGAGAAAUUUUUGACAUACUUCAAAUCCCUAUUUAUGGUUAUAUCGAAGUGGAUGAAGACGAGGAUAUGUUUGGCAAGAGAACGAGUACAAAAGGAUAUCACCCUUCUCAAAGAACCAAAAUUUUAGAUAUGCUCCAUGAGUGUGUGGAAGAAGAUAACGACGAGGACGCCUCAGCAAUGAUUGACUAUCUUCAGAGUAUGCCCUUUACCCUUAUUGGUUAUGAAGAAGAUGCACAGACGGGAAGACCUAUCAGUAUUAAGAACAGCAGCAAUAGCAAUUCGGGUUAUAUAAAGGAACAAGAGGAUGAAGAGAUGCAGGAUUCGCCAACUCCCGUAACAAGAAAAAAAGAGUUCAUUAAAAAUAAGCAAAUUAUCAAAUCUGUAUUGGGAAGAUCUUAUCCUUGGGCUGUUGUUGAGUGUUGCAAUCCUACCCAUUGUGAUUUCGAAACAUUGAAAAAGGCACUCUUAUCCGGACACAAAGACAUGCUUAGAAUUGAUACAUUCGAACGUUUUUACGAACAAUAUCGAACUACACAACUUCAAAAUCGCACAAUGAAUAGAAGCAGAACGGGAUCCAAGCAAGGCAUGCAUGUAGCGUAGAUCGUCUUAUUACUCGAGCAAACCAUUUAUCCAACAAUAUAACACUAUAGAACAUAAUAAAAUAGACACAUUUUUACCAUAAAAUUAUAUCGUCUUUCGAAAUCAUUCAACAGAAGAGUAGAUUACAAUGAUUUUUCUUUUGAUUUAUUUAACAAUUAUUACAUUUCAUAUACUUAAUGUGUAUAUUCUAGUGGCGGAAUCCAUUCUUCAACGAUUCCGUAGCUCGAAGGCCCAAGCUGCUUGCUGAAACACCUGUCUUUUUCUUGGCCUUAU